Owenia fusiformis is the source of this 2910-nucleotide messenger RNA. NCBI's taxonomy places the organism in Eukaryota, Metazoa, Annelida, Polychaeta, Sabellida, Oweniidae. The record is from the annotation of a GenBank genome assembly.
CCGGAAGUAAAAUUUCAAAGUUUUCUGUAUGCACAUUUCUCCUGCUAACUGCCUAUAGAUCGGCUAUAGGUAAAACCUUCAACUUGCAUUUUGACUGAUAACUUACUCUACCGAGCUGACAGAAGUCUUUUGAGCCAGCUGUGUUCAGUAAACAUAGACCUACAUGUAUGGCAGAUUUUAGCAGUAGCGUCAGUGGAGGGAGGAUGGAGGGAGUACAGCUAAGAAGUGAAUCAGAGGACAUCACCUCUGCAGAUGUUACCACUGAUGCUAGGAGGAACCUACAGUCAGAUGAUGAUGAAGAAGAUGAUUUUCAGACAUACAUGAGUGUUGUAUGGCAGGGAGGCAAGGUAGGAAUAGCCUACUAUGAUAUUGAUACAACAUGCUUCUACAUGAUGAUGGACACUGUUGAAACAAUGGACUUCCACAUCAUUUCCAAAGUGUUUGAGCAAGUGAAACCAAUGUGUAUUGUUACAACUGCUAAACAAGAUGAGGGACUCCUAGCUAAGCUAAAGUCAUUAGGUGGAAAAGGGCCAGAAAUUGAUGAUUUUGUGCAGCUUCUUCCAACAUUAGAUUUUUCAUUAGAAGUUAGCAAACGGAGAAUUUUAUCCAUGAACUUACCUAGUAUUCCAAACCACUUCACAGAGAGUGAGCGAACCCUUCACAUGUCUUCCCUUGUGCCCUUUGACAACAUCUGCAUGGUGCGAGCUGUAGGCGGUCUGCUGAAGUUCCUUGACAAGAAGCGUGUGGGGAUAGAACUUGAGUCAACAGAGACUAGAGUCCCUAUCUUGGCCAUGAGGACAUUCUCCCUUGAGUGUCUGAUGAUUGUGGAUGAUGCAUCAUACAGCGCACUACAGAUCUUUCAACAAAGGAAUCACCCUUCAGGUUACAAGUCUGGUGCCUCAAGUGGAAAGGAAGGCCUUAGCCUGUUCCGCAUCAUGAACAGAUGCAAGUCUAUCAUAGGAUCCAAGAUGUUGAGGCAAUGGUUCAUGCAGCCAUUGAAGGACAUGGCCAAGUUGGAACAAAGGCAAGAUGCAGUUGCUUUCUUUGCUAACCCUAGAAAUAUAGAAGUGACAUCAACUCUGGAAGACUGCCUAAAGCAUGUCAAACACAUCCCUAGAAUCUUGGCAAGAAUGACAUCAUCACAAGCAACCAUAGCCCAAUGGCAAGCACUCUAUAAGACUGCAUACAAUGCCACCUAUAUUGGUGAUGUGUGUAGGCAGCAGAAGGUCAGGUUAGAAGUAUUUAGGAAAAUAGGUGAGAAAUUCACUGAAGACCUACACAGAAUUGCUGAUCUUAUUCAUAGGAUCGUAGAUGUGGAAGAGUCCACCAUACAGAACAAGUUUGUUGUGAAACAGAAUGUUGAUCCUGACCUUGAUGAAAAGAAACGAACAUACAAUGGUUUACCUGAUUUCAUGACCAAAGUGGCCCAGAGUGAGUUGAAUCAACUUGGGGAGGAAAUAACUGAAUGUAAUGUCAUCUACCUGCCACAACUAGGCUAUCUGUUGGCAAUACCACUAUGUGACAGUAUCCGAGAAGAAGAUAAUUACAACAUUCCAAAUCUGGAAUUUGUGUUUAUGUCCAGCAAUAUGGUGCAUUAUAAAAGUGAAAGUACUAAAGAACUGGAUCUUUUAUUGGGAGACGUGCAAUGUGAAAUAGCAGACCAAGAGACCGUCAUCAUGCACAGACUGCAAAAUACAAUUCUUGAGCACUCCCAGGUUUUGCUAGAUGUCAUGGAUUGUGCUGCUGAACUUGACUGUCUGAUUACUUUAGCUAAUUGUGCCAGGGAAUAUAACUACACAAGACCUCAGUUGACCCAGGACAACAUCAUACAUGUUACUGCAGGCAGGCACCCCCUUCAAGAGUUGUGCUGCAGUCCUUUUGUACCCAAUGAGACAUACAGUGAUGAACAUGUAGGUAGGAUGAAGGUACUCACAGGACCCAAUGCAAGUGGCAAGAGCAUUUAUCUAAAACAGGUUGCAUUGAUUGUUUUCAUGGCUCAGAUUGGGAGCUUUAUUCCUGCAGAAUCUGCCGUUGUUGGACUAAUGGACAGGUUGUUUACACGUAUCCGUACCCUAGAGACAGUCUCAGCCGGCCUCUCCACAUUCAUGAUGGACCUCUCUCAGGUGUCAAGUGCUGUCAAUAAUGCAACAGAGAGAUCUCUUGUGAUUCUUGAUGAAUUUGGAAAAGGCACAGAAAGUUCAGAUGGUAUUGCUCUGCUGUGUGCUACAUUGAAACAAUGGCUGUCAUCUGGAACUAGAUGUCCUCAUGUGUUUGUCUCCACACAUUUUCAUGCACUGGUAACCAAGUCAAUGCUACCCAAGUCUACUCAUCUCAAAUUUCAGACAAUGGAGGUGAUAGAGGAUGGCAAUACAUUGGUAUUUCUUUACCAGCUGAUAGAUGGCAGCACCAGUCAUAGCUAUGCCUCUCAUAUUGCAGAAGCUUCUGGACUGCCCUCUGCAAUCAUAAAACGUGGAAAACAGGUGUGUGAAUGCCUAGGUGAGAAUAAAUUGGUGAACAGAGUUGGGACAUCCAAGUCUGAGAGUGCAUUUAUCAAGUACAAGGCUAUAGUAGACAGCUUUCUCAAAGUUGAUUUGGAUAAAGAUGAUCUUGUGGAAUAUUUGGAGUCACUUAAACAACACAUUGACAAGAACUGAACAAGUGAAGUGAAUCACUUCCCUCUACUAAAUGUGUGCUACAGAUAUUGUUAUCCGACAGCUGCUGACAGUGAAUGGUUACAUCCAGGUUGUAGAAAUAAAGUGGAUCAUAAGAUAUGAAAAUAUAUUAGGAUAUGUACUGUAUUGAAAUCUAUAAAUUAUUUACAGUAGCAUACCACAAAAACAAUAUUGCUAUGAACAUGAUGGAUUUUAUGAAAUUAUUGUUAAUAUAUUUAAUACAAUAAUUGAAAUAAAU